UGUUCAGUGUGGAAAUAUUUGUGUGUCCAGAGGGAAUGUUGUUAGAGAUGGUGUGAUUUUUUUGGGGGGGGGAUUUCACUGGGGCAAGUUGUAUUCUAUUGGAAAGAAACUUUUGGAAAAGGUCAAUGGGUGCCAAGUUUACCAUCUGCUGCUGUCAGUACUAUCUGAAUAACAGCAGGGAAGAGAAGAAUGCUAUUUUGCAUAUGCGUAACACCCCAGCUACCAGACAACCAGAGCUGUUAUCCAGUGACUCCAGCGACACAGAAGACGAGAGCCUUUAUGGGCCACAGUCUUCCAGAAGAAGCCCGUGGAACAAACAGCCGAGCCAGAGAAGCACCGUGGAACCCUGGGUCACCGCAAACAAACCCCCCGACUCUCCCACCAGGCGAGGAUCGGACAGAGAACUACAAGCUUUUAUCAGCAUGAGGGACAAGGCUGACCAGGCCACAGAGGAAUGGGAAAAGCUGAACUAUGACAUUUACACUCUACGCUACACCAGACGUGAAGUCAGAUCUCGAUGGAAGAAAAUCCUGCUGCAGCUAGGUUAUCAGUGUGAGGUAGAUAACCUGCUGUGUGUGAACCGACAGAGCCGCUUAAGUCCAGAUCAAGAGCAUCUCAACAGAGCGAGCGAACUGUUGGGACAGCUGCUUGAACACACCUCUCUGUUUCCUUCAAAAACUGGACACCAGAACAGAUACCUCUACGUCAUGGACCGCCUGGUGUCACUGGACAGUGCUGAAGAAUUUGUCCGACUGGCCAAAUUAAAAUAUCCGAAGAAAGGAGGCUGAGAGGAAGGGUAGAGAGUCAUUUUCAGUCAUCACGGUAAUAGACACUGUACGAGUAUACUAUAAUUUAACUGCAGAGACAAAGCAAGUUAAAGCACUGAAGGUAUGUUCAGUUAUUUAAUGACUUUUAGUUUGUAGUUUUAGGCAAUUCCAUUCAUAAUGCUGUAAAAAAUGUUUUAUGUGCUUUUCCUUUUUAGCUAGAAGUUCGGCUAGAAGUUUGUGAAUGUUCUUUUUUUAGUGAUCAGCUUGUUAAUACAAAGUUUUGAUGAUGUGAGAUGGAGUUCAAACAUUUGUUUUGUGCUUGUUUCUUGGAAGGUAUUGUCGGUAUAUUGACAAUUCAAAAAAAGCUUAGAAGCCCUCUGCAUGUGUGCGUAGAUGUAUUCUGUGACAACCCAUCUGACAAUAAUAAAU
This is a messenger RNA of Labrus bergylta (ballan wrasse), 1196 nucleotides long. RefSeq names its product melanoregulin. Lineage: Eukaryota; Metazoa; Chordata; Actinopteri; Labriformes; Labridae. Gene Ontology annotation, cellular component: melanosome. The record is from RefSeq and is a predicted model, not a curated record. Gene Ontology annotation, biological process: melanosome transport; melanocyte differentiation.